AUGACAGGAGGACAAUUCUGCCGCCUGAUCUCUCCCCUCUGGACCGCCGCCGCCGCUUGUGUCAUGGUUACUGUAUUGUAUUUCCUUUUGUUGACCACCAUCCCAAUCAGUGAAUGGAAAUCCAUGCCAAGUGGUCCACCAUUUUUUGAUCCUUCUCGGACCUGCCAAGGGCUCACCAUCGUUCCGAGGGCUACUGUGCUGUGCCGUAGCCAGGUAUUGUACGGUAUGCCUAUUGCAAGCGCACCGCGCCCGAUGGCCUCUUCCACCACCGCCGCCGCCGCCGUCACCGUCACCGUCACCGUCACUCCUGCCGUGACCCUCUCGUCGAGUUGCCCUCACGUCCAUUUCCAUCCAUCGUCUGUCACCAUAGACGAGUUGAUCGUCCCGAGUCUCGCACUUACAAUUAUCGUUUCUGCCAUUUCCUUCCAUUUGUUUUGGCACAAGAAGUGUCAGUUCGCAUUCAUCGACCGAGUCAUGGGUGCUCUCAAUCACACCCAUCUCCAAGUCUACUCCACUCCCUCCUCGUGUUGGGCUGGCGCCAGAUCGCUAGAAUCCGCAAUCCUUUCAACUGCUUUGAAGCGCAUCCUGCAUAAAAUGUACAAUCUCUUCGCUGUCACGCCAACGAGUGACUCCUCCACAGCCCCGCCACUUCUCAGACCGGCCCACUUCGCCAAUGUCUUCUCCACUGAUUCAGAACACAAAGGCAAAAUAGGCAAGGAAGAAGAACGCUCUAUCAACAUCAUCCUGGAGCGACUGCGCAGCCAUGGCAUUGCCACCAUCGUCGAGUCAAAUGCUCGAUACGCGUUACGCGCCAACGGAGGCGAUGUCGACAAGGCACUCAGUUUACUCAUUCUCCUGCAGGAGACCUACGAUGGCAUGGUCCGACCAUAUGACCCUCACAGGCGGCUCGUCGGCGCCAUUAAUCGUGAAUCAGUGACGUGUUACCUCGACGCCCUGCUGUUCGCCAUGUUCAUGCGCUUGGAUAGCUUUGAGGCGAUGCUAUAUGACUCGCUUGAGGAUCCGAAUAAAAAAAGACUCGCGGGGAUGUUGAGGUUAUGGGUGAACAUGAUGAGGACAGGGAAGAUCAUCACCACCGAUAUCACCAAGGAUCUACAGGAGGUACUCGCGAGCUGUGGUUGGACGCAGGCUGCAAAGCUGCUGCAGCAGGAUCCCUCGGAGGCCUUCACUUUCAUUACGGAUCAAUUACAGCUUCCUCUACUCACUCUGAAGAUGGACCUUUACCACACAGGGAAAGCUGACCUGGCCGAUGACCACAAAUUCGUCAAUGAGCGCCUUCUCGAAGUCGCGGUCCUCGAACAGCCCCGAGAGGGCAAGGCCUUUGUCACUCUCGAGGACUGCUUAGAGCAAUAUUUCAAUAACAGGAUUGAGGUGAUGCGGUAUCUCGAGAAUCAACGACAAAACUCUUUCAAAGCCACAGGGUCCAUGGAUUCGAGCUACACCAGCCAAUUCGAGAAGGAAGUGGGCGUUCACAUCGAAGUCCUCGAAGUAGCAGGCACGCCACUGGUGCAAACCCCAAUAUCCGACGAGGCCAUGUUCCCUUUGAAAGUCAAAGACCCGGUUUUGGCAAGAUUACGACCGGAAGCAGGCCGGAAAAGACAGGACAGUAUAUUCAGUCAGAGGAGGUCGGAACUCGUCGGGGUCGAUCCGGGGGCCUCGCAGACGCCUACAUCAGACUCCAGACCCAGCCUGAAGGCUAGCUCCAAGACCGAGGUGCUCAUGCCUGCCUGGCAGUUUUUCAAGCUUCUUCCAUGGUACACAGAUCACAUGCCGACCUCAGAUGCACAGGUCGCAGCACAUUUCGCGACAAAGCGACCCGUGCUCGGAAUAUGCUUGAAACGGUAUUCCUUCAAUACAUCUGGUCAGGCCACCAAAUUGGAUACGCACAUCGAUAUCCCUCUAGAGAUUCAGGUCCCGAACUUCUUGAGCGACGAGCAGCUACAGGAUGACAUUGACUCUGGGUCUAUACCGGUCGGUGGAAAUUUCCGUCUCCUAUUACAGAGCGUGGUGUGUCAUCGCGGAGUCAGCGUUCACUCGGGACACUACGUUGCACUAUGCCGAGGUACGCCAACCGUCGAGCAGAGACAUCGACAACACCAAGCGCAGGCGCGAUCUGAGUCUAGUUCUUUGAGCGAAGAUCAUGACGAGCUUCCAGACCCAUGGGUGCGAUUUGAUGAUCUUGCUAAAGAGAGAGUGACGGUCAUCGACAUUCAUGAAGCUUUGAAAAAGGAGACGCCCUACCUCUUGUUCUAUCAAGUGCAGCCGAUCGGGGAGGACGGAAAGGAGAUCCAUGAUCUACCUUCAUACGCCGAAGCCACAUCCCGUGCACAAAGCGACGUCGGCCUCUCGGCAGAAUUGGAGAAGGCUGACAGGGCCGAAUUCAUUGAAAACGCACCCAAUCAAGAUACCAACAACACGCCAGACGCCGUGCGAGCGCGCUCCAUGCAAGGUGGCAAUUCUAUUGGUGGGUCACGAAAUUCGUGGAACAGCGCCGAAUUCUCAGAAAGCUAUAUCGUCCAACCUGGCGCGAGCAAAAGGAGCAGCAGAGCCUUGUCUGAACCCGAACUUAUGACAAGAGGUGAUCCUCCAACAUCGAAUAACUCUUCAUCAACCAAAAAUGGCUACUGUCACAGUAAUGGGGCUGGAAACUCGUUUCUUGCGAUUGCAAGCCGUUUAGGCAACGCCGGGAGCAAGUCUCGCGCUUCCAAGAGCAGCGGUGCUGCUCAGGGCCCGCGACCAGCCAGUAGCGGUUCAUUUGAAGAGAAGGACAGCAAGUUCACAUUCAAUGUCGCGCGACUCACACAGAAGCUGGGUCGGAGUCCGGACAAGGACGUGACGGGCCCGGUCCUACUUCCGCCCACACCAAGUCAAUCUUCUUUCCCGACGACACAGCUCGAUGGUGUCGAUGCGCCCGCGAAUGGAAGUCACACCGAACUCGCCCCUUCAAGUUCAGACCACACGGGAAUUUUAGCGGAUCGCCCGUCGCUCACUCUCCCGCGUUUGGAGACAUCAGAAAUCAAGUCGGCACGCCGACCGUCAUCAGCAGCCUUCACGGCGCUGCCAGCAGUGACCUCAUCCGGGUCGACCUCCCAUGAAGCUGCCCAGCAGAAGCGACACGAGAAGGCGCAAAAGCGAGACAGACAAGGCCGAUCACAGGAGGACCGAGACUGCACGGUCAUGUGA
This is a messenger RNA of Dissoconium aciculare CBS 342.82, 3201 nucleotides long. RefSeq names its product cysteine proteinase. The transcript has 4 exons. Gene Ontology annotation, biological process: protein deubiquitination. The record is from RefSeq and is a predicted model, not a curated record. Gene Ontology annotation, cellular component: nucleus; cytosol. Gene Ontology annotation, molecular function: cysteine-type endopeptidase activity; cysteine-type deubiquitinase activity. NCBI's taxonomy places the organism in Eukaryota, Fungi, Ascomycota, Dothideomycetes, Mycosphaerellales, Dissoconiaceae. Bases 1 to 3201 code for a protein of 1066 amino acids.